AAAGGAUACACAUACUCGUACGCAUGAUUCGGAUAUCACACUGCAAGAAGCUUUUUGUGUUUGUAUCAAGUCAACUCUUCUACCGGACAGUAUUUUUUGACAGGCUAUCAAUGUGAAAAGUCUCAUGAUCACUGACUCGAGGGUAUCCGAAGCGUCCAGACGCAUGUUUGUGAAGCCCCUCAUUAUAGCUCAACUUUAUUAUCCAUCAAGUAACGUUUUGGUAAAAAGUACAUAUUGUAAGAUACAUGAUCGUGAUUGGUUUCAGCCCCGACUUGACCUGCAUGAUUCAAAUGCCAAACCAGCAGACGUUGAUUGGCCUAUCGAGGCAAUUGAAUCACUGACUGAUGUGCUGGAGGACUUUGAAACAUUGCUUCGGUCACAUGAGGGAAAAUGUUGACAGUUUUUCAGCACGAAAGCAUUCCUCCUUGUACAAGUAGCUGUUGGUUGAGAAGCGAAACAGCGGGCAUGUCUACAUAUGCACAGUGGUCACCGCGGUCCAUUCC
Messenger RNA from Aspergillus glaucus CBS 516.65, 503 nucleotides. RefSeq lists its product as uncharacterized. The record is from RefSeq and is a predicted model, not a curated record. The coding region runs from base 125 to 397 and encodes 90 amino acids. Lineage: Eukaryota; Fungi; Ascomycota; Eurotiomycetes; Eurotiales; Aspergillaceae. The transcript has a single exon.